GAAGAAGCUUAGAACCAACAGGUGGAGCUUUGAGAGUGAACCAGCUCAGAUUAGCUUGUGGGAACAUAUUGAAGUGCAAUGCUCAUGGUCCUACUAUGAAUCUUUUUGAAAGAUUUUCUAGAGUUGUCAAGUCGUAUGCCAAUGCGCUUAUAAGCUCCGUUGAAGACCCUGAAAAGAUCCUUGAGCAAAUUGUUAUUGAAAUGAAUAGUGAUUUGACCAAGAUGCUUCAAGCCACUGCACAGGUUUUGGCAUCACAAAAGCUGUUGGAGAACAAAUAUAAAGCUUCAAAGCAAUCUUCUGAUGACUGGUACAAAAGGGCACAACUUGCUCUUGCAAAAGGAGAUGAGGAUCUUGCACCUGAAGCCCUUAAACGAAGAAAGUCCUUUUUUGUAGGUUCAUUCUCUUGUUCUCCAGUUUUUUUUUUUACCAAGUGUGCUUAACCAGUUAAAGGAGGCUGUGAAAGCCUCGUCUCCAUUGUCACAUCUCCGUGUCUCCGUCACACCUUGCUCGCUCUCUAUCUCGUCUCCGGUGGCAAGGCAGAGCAACGUCGAAGGCGGUGGUGCCAAUGAGGUAUACUGCAAUUUGGUUUUUCCUUAGAAAUGUAGUCUCUGGGUUAAUAUGUAUGUACGCUAGUGAGUUGCUGAUUCUGUUAUUAUGUAUUUGAAGAAAAACUCGUUGAUGAAUAAAAGUUUUCAUAUUC
Eruca vesicaria subsp. sativa (arugula) is the source of this 700-nucleotide messenger RNA. The record is from the annotation of a GenBank genome assembly. Lineage: Eukaryota; Viridiplantae; Streptophyta; Magnoliopsida; Brassicales; Brassicaceae.